This is a messenger RNA of Protobothrops mucrosquamatus (brown spotted pit viper), 1627 nucleotides long. RefSeq names its product RAB22A, member RAS oncogene family (gene RAB22A). The transcript is spliced from 7 exons. Gene Ontology annotation, molecular function: GTP binding; GTPase activity. Lineage: Eukaryota; Metazoa; Chordata; Lepidosauria; Squamata; Viperidae. Bases 263 to 847 code for a protein of 194 amino acids. The record is from RefSeq and is a predicted model, not a curated record.
GGCUGUCCAAGAUGGCGCACGGCCUGUGGGUUCUGAGGAGAAGGAAGAGACGCGUUCACCUGUAGCCCGGAGCCGAGGGCAGGGCGCAGUCUGGUUCUUUGGGCCCGCCCUGCGAGGCCUCUCCUUUUCGGCCGCCUUCUCCGGGGACUCCGCUGGGCAGCUGCGGGGCGGCUUUUCCCAUGUGAGUCCCGCGAAGGGUGAUGGUGUGGCCGGACGGCGCCCGCGGUUCCUAAAAGCGGCGGCGACCCCUCGUUCUCCAGCGAUGGCUUUGCGGGAGCUGAAAGUUUGCCUCCUUGGGGACACAGGUGUGGGCAAAUCAAGCAUUGUAUGGCGCUUUGUAGAAGACAGCUUCGAUCCAAACAUCAAUCCAACAAUUGGAGCAUCUUUUAUGACCAAGACAGUGCAGUAUCAGAAUGAAUUACAUAAAUUCCUAAUAUGGGAUACAGCAGGACAAGAACGAUUUCGUGCUCUGGCACCAAUGUAUUAUCGAGGGUCUGCAGCAGCUAUUAUAGUCUAUGAUAUUACAAAAGAGGAAACAUUUUCAACAUUAAAAAACUGGGUAAAAGAACUUCGCCAGCAUGGACCGCCCAAUAUUGUCGUAGCAAUUGCUGGAAAUAAGUGUGAUCUUAAUGAUGUAAGAGAAGUUAUCGAAAAAGAUGCUAAAGACUAUGCAGAUUCCAUCCAUGCAAUAUUUGUAGAGACUAGUGCAAAAAAUGCAGUAAACAUAAAUGAACUGUUCAUAGAAAUAAGUCGUAGAAUUCCGUCAACAGAUACCAACCCUCCAUCUCUUGGUAAGGGCUUCAAACUUAGGAGACAGCCUUCUGUGACAAAACGCAGCUGUUGUUGAUACUGAGACCCACCAAGCUAGCUUUUAUAAAGUAUUUGGCCUUAAACAUUAAGGGUUUAUUUUGAGUAUCUAUUACUGAUACUGGAUCCUGAUCUCCCUGAUAUUCAAAGACCCCCAACAUGGACCAUUUCUGGUAUUCUUGCAUACGUUCUGUGGGGAUCGUGCUGUCAGACUGUUUCCAUGUGUGCAGUGUACAGACUAAUCUCUUACAGUCAAAGGAAAAUCACCUUUCAUUCUGCUUUAACCUUUGAAGAGGAGGAUCCAAUGUACAGAUUAUAAGCCUUGAUAUUUCAUAGUUUUGUAGAAAAACAUUGCCAUGCUUUUGUAAUUGGGGAAAUGAAACUAGCACUUUUUGUGGAUUUUGGAGGGAGUGGGCUAGAAAGUAUGGAAAGAAAAGUUUGGCUUGAUUUUAGUGCCAUUCUGCACUCCUCCUUGCUGUUACUAUAAGCCUUAAUGUUUUCAUUGUUGCUUCUUCAAAGACUAGAAAAAACAAAUGAUUGAUGUGGCUACCAGAAUAAUGAUACUGGUAAGAGUGACCAAAUCAGCCCAUUCAGUACCCAAUCUUAAAUUGCACUUUUUAUUUUCUGAUAUUAUUAUAGAAAUAUAAAUAAGAACUUUGCUUUUAAGCAAAACAAAAAAUAGGGAAAGUGUAGCCUUAGACAAUCUUAGCUCAUUAUAUUUAAUUAUUUUAUAGUUAAAUAGACAUAGACUCUUCUUAAUAGACUUCCAGUUAAGAUACUAGUAAGAAGCUUAAUGAAAUAAGUGAAAAUUUGACCACAA